Leptopilina boulardi is the source of this 579-nucleotide messenger RNA. RefSeq lists its product as uncharacterized. The coding region runs from base 1 to 579 and encodes 192 amino acids. The transcript is spliced from 3 exons. The record is from RefSeq and is a predicted model, not a curated record. Lineage: Eukaryota; Metazoa; Arthropoda; Insecta; Hymenoptera; Figitidae.
AUGGAUGAUAAAAAGUUAACAGUUGUGACAGAGUUACAUAGGCAAGCUAGGAGAAAUUAUCCACGUCGAAAAGUAGAAAUGCGUGGAAUUGAUGAAACCUGGCAAGCAGAUUUAGUUGAAAUGAUACCUUAUUCAAAAUUCAACUUACGAGGAAAUUACAAAUGGGAAGAAAUUUUACAAUCUCUUGUUAAAAAGUACAAUAAUAAUAAACAUCGCACUAUCGGAAUGAAACCUAAGGAUGUCAGCAGAGAAGAUGAAAAGAGACUGUUGAAACGCAUAUCCCAACAAAGGAAAAUUUUAUCUAAGAAAGCAAAAUUCAAAGUUGGUGAUAAAGUGCGAACAACUGAAAUAUUCACCAUCACUCAAGUAAAAUCAACAAAGCCGGUAACAUACAAGCUGAAGGAUUAUCAAGAUCAACCCAUCGAAGGUGGUUUCUAUGUAGAAGAAAUUUCCAAAGUCAAAUAUUCAGAUGUUUAUCUUGUAGAGAAAUUUCUCAAAAAUCGUCAUAAUAAAGUCUAUGUAAAAUGGCUUGGAUUCGAUAAUUCUCACAAUAGUUGGAUAAAUAAAUUAGAAAUUUAA